AUGUUUGCUUCUUUGGGUGUACGCAUAGCAGCAAAAGCAAAUGUAAGGUUUGACAGUCAUCCCCCUUUUCUUAUCAUUGAUAGAAGGGAUACAGCAGCAGAGGAGGCUGCUGCAGCUGCUGCAGCAGCAGCAGCAGCAGCAGCAGCAGCAGCAGCAGCAGCAGCAACGCCUGCUGCCCCUGCUCUUCCCCCACUCGAAGCAGAUGUUAGUAUCCUUGACGAAGACCUCAACGCAAUGCUGCAACAAAUAAAAAAAGGAACAAAGGGACUGCAGCGAGCAUGGAGAAAGCUGCCAGCAGAAGCAAAGAGAGCAGCAGCAGCAAAUUACUUACCUCCUGCAGCAGAAGAUGAUGAUCCUGUUGCUGCAUUCAAAGCUCUUGCUGCUGCUGCUUUUAGGAUGCCGAGGCCGCCGCUGCCACCGGGAUAUGCUGAGAGAUAUAAAAAAGAAACAGAAGAAGCAGCAAAAGCAAAAGCAGCAGCAGCAGCUGCUGCUGCUGCUGCUGCUGCUGCAGCAGACACAGAAACAAAAACAGAAACAGAAACAGAAACGGCAAAAGAAAACGAGCAAACAAAGGCAAAGGCUGGUGAUGAUCCUGCUGCUGAUGCUGCUGAUGCUGCUGCUGCUGCUGCUGAUGCUGCUGCUUCUGCUGCGACAGAAGAAAAAGAAGAUAAAGACAAAGACAAAGAAAAAGAAAAAGAAAAAGACAAAGACAAAGACAAGAAAACAGACACAGAUGCAGACACAGAGGCAGAGACAGAAAAAGAAACAGAAACAAAUACAGAAAAAGAAACAGAAACAAAUACAGAAAAAGAAACGGAGACAAAUACAGAAAAAGAAACAGAGACAAAUACAGAAAAAGAAACAGAGACAGAGACAGAAAAAGAAACAGAGACAAAGACAGAAGAAGAAGCAGCAGCAACAAAGAAGAUGAGCGCAGAGGAGGAGCUGCGUAUAGCUCAGCAGCUGGAGGCGCGGCGUAUGUACAGUCUGCGGCUGCUGCUGGUGCGCAGCAUCGUGCAUGCAGCGCAGCAGCGGCUGGAGGGGGUAGAGAAGGCCUACCAGCAGGCGCGGCUGCGGGGGGUCCCCUGCUCUGUGCUGCUGCUGCAGGGGCGGCAGCUGCCAGCAGCAGAACAGUUUAUAGAUAAAGAGCAGCAGCGGCUGCUGGGCUUCGACUCUGUCUCCUUCAAGCUCAUACCCAGGCCCCAGUUCUUCAGCAGCAGCAGCAGCAGCAGCAGCAGCGGAGAAGGAGAAGGAGGAGAUGAUCCUACUACCAGCAGCAGCAGCAGCAGCAGCAGCAGCAGCAGCAGCAGCAGGCCAAGGGGUAGACGUGUGCCCAAGUACAGAGAUUUCUUAGCCCCUGAAGCACCAACAAGGGUGAAUAGAAUCCCGGAAGAAAUAAUAAAAAGAUUGUUGGAGUCUGUUGCUGUCUUUGAUAUUCUUGCUGCUAGCGAUGCUGCUGUUGCUGCUGCAUUCGAUCCUCUUUUUGCUGCUCUUAAAAUUAAUAAACAAGAAUUGCUGCAGCAGAUUCACCAGCAGCAGGAACAAGAACGGAUGCUGCAGCAGCAAGAACAGCAGCAGCAGCAGCAGCAGCAACAGCAGCAGCAAGAAGGAGAAGGGGAAAGCGAUAAGCAGCAGGAAGCUGCCACUGAAAGCUGUAGAGGAGCAGCAGGGGGACCGCAGCUUGCCUGUGUAUAUAUCUGA
This is a messenger RNA of Eimeria mitis, 1701 nucleotides long. RefSeq lists its product as uncharacterized. The record is from RefSeq and is a predicted model, not a curated record. NCBI's taxonomy places the organism in Eukaryota, Apicomplexa, Conoidasida, Eucoccidiorida, Eimeriidae.